Molecule: messenger RNA, 975 nt
Organism: Acanthaster planci (crown-of-thorns starfish)
Lineage: Eukaryota; Metazoa; Echinodermata; Asteroidea; Valvatida; Acanthasteridae
Product: growth hormone secretagogue receptor type 1-like
Biological process (GO): G protein-coupled receptor signaling pathway
Cellular component (GO): membrane
Molecular function (GO): G protein-coupled receptor activity
Source: RefSeq, a predicted model, not a curated record
AUGGAGAACAAAAGGCUAUGGGAAUUGAACACAACGCUUAAUGCCACCCAGGGGGAUGUCAGUCACACAAACUGGCUGACGCCCUUUGGCGUGUUCGUAGCCAUCGCAAUGACGCUCACCGUCCUGCUGAAUCUGCUGCUGAACCCAUUGAUGUUCAUCACCUUGCGGCGGGCCGCGGGCACCAGGUGCAGUACCAAGAUCAUCCUGGGCUCGCUAACCCUCAGCGACCUCCUCGCCGCACUGUGCCAGGCCUUGACACUGCCCGAGCUGUACAUCGGAGCCUGGAUGCUGGGGGGAUUCCUCUGUGUGACAGUCAAACUGCUGCUGAUCACUUCUUAUUUCAUGGGCAUCAUGUCUCUCCUGCUCCUGACGAUUGACCGCUUUAUUGCCGUUGCCUUUCCCCUGCGGUAUCCUCAGCUGAUGACCACGCGGAAAGCAAAGACUGCCGUCUGCAUCACCUGGGCUACCUCCAGCAUACUGGUCAUUCUCUUGUACGGGGUUUACAAUCACAGUGUGGUCAGUCCCCAGCAUCCCAAGAUAUGCCAGCAGACACUAAAUGACUGGAGAAUGUAUAUUUCGGGUGUGCUUGUAACGCUAACACUAAUUGUAAUUAUCGUGCUGUACACGCGAAUUUCUUUCAUUGCACACCGUCAUGCCCGCGACAUUGCCAUUGUAAACCGGGUCCGACAGGCCAAGAGGCAGCAAUUCAACGCAAGAGCCACGGUCACCAUCCUCAUCAUAACAAGUACUCUGGCCGUCACCUGGAUACCGUCGAUUGCCUUCUUCGUGUCAUCGGAAAGCGAGUUUUGGGAUUACGAGACCGCUGCACUCACUGACGUUCUUGCAUUGUCUAACGGCUGGCUGAAUGUUGUCAUCUACUACCUACGGAAUCCAUUUCUGCGUCAGGCGCUAUGCGAUCUGCUCUCUGCCAAGCCCAACUGUUUCUGUUUGUUCCAGAGCCCCUCGCCUCAAUAA